Messenger RNA from Rhipicephalus sanguineus (brown dog tick), 1022 nucleotides. RefSeq lists its product as uncharacterized. Bases 8 to 724 code for a protein of 238 amino acids. Lineage: Eukaryota; Metazoa; Arthropoda; Arachnida; Ixodida; Ixodidae. The transcript has a single exon. The record is from RefSeq and is a predicted model, not a curated record.
UUGGCAAAUGCAAAUUAACGUUAACAAAACAAAAGCUAUCACGUUCGGGACAACGGCUAACCUCGUGUUUUACGACUACACGUUGAACAACAUGCCCAUAGACUCUGUAUCCACAAUAAAAUACCUUGGUGUACAUUUGUCAUCAGACCUGUCAUGGAACACCCAUAUAGACGCUAUCGUCAGUAAAGCAUCCAGAUCACUUGGCUUCAUAAGGCGUAAUUUGCAUCCGGCGAACUCCGAAACUAAACUUCUUGCUUAUAAAACCUUAGUACGCUCAAAACUCGAAUAUGCCUCCUUCAUCUGGAAUCCGCAUCAGGCCUACCUCAAACAGAAACUGGAGUCGGUACAAAAUAAGGCUGCUCGCUUCAUCACAAAAAACUACUUACGAACAUCAAGCGUAACUGAAAUCAAAUCUUCACUCAAUUUAGCUCCUCUAGAAAAUCGCAGGUUGCUGACACUAUUGUCAUUCUUUCAUAAGCUUUACUUCAAUCAGUCAUCCCACGAUAUCUUCAAUAUCAGACCAGCUCGUCAUAUAUCUUCGCGACUCGAUCACCAACAUAAAAUUGAACCUAUUUUCGCUCGCACUAAUCUCUUCUUUCACUCCCCACUUCUCCUCGCCAUUCGUGAAUGGAAUCUUCUUCCUGCUGACAUUGUGCUCAUUGUGAAUCAUGACUCAUUUGUAACUAGUCUAAAGUCAUUUCUAGGACAAAAUGGAAGCCAAUAGAAAAAUUCUAUCCUCAAUUCACUAGUGCUGAUUUUCUAUGUUUUCUUUUUCUUUUUUUUACGUUGCGUUUUAUUCAUUCUGUUCUGCUUGUCUUGUUUAUUUAGUGUUUUUUCUAUUAGUUUCAUGUGAUACUGAUGAUGUUUAUUGUUAUGAAACUUUACUUUAUGAUUGUUUUUUUUUUUUACGUAUUAUAAUACUGUCACACGUAGCUGUUUUUACACCAUUUGAUGUUUACUUAUUCAUGUACUCUGAUUUCAUUGUUCAGUGUGUAUUUUAUUUAUUUGCCACAUUAACUGUA